Molecule: messenger RNA, 1773 nt
Organism: Ceratitis capitata (Mediterranean fruit fly)
Lineage: Eukaryota; Metazoa; Arthropoda; Insecta; Diptera; Tephritidae
Product: zinc finger CCHC domain-containing protein 4
Exons: 4
Coding region: 100-1572 (490 amino acids)
Biological process (GO): rRNA methylation
Cellular component (GO): cytoplasm; nucleolus
Molecular function (GO): rRNA (adenine-N6-)-methyltransferase activity; zinc ion binding; nucleic acid binding
Source: RefSeq, a predicted model, not a curated record
CGCGUUGUUUGUAUGCAGAAUCCGAAGAAGAAGAAGCAGUAAUAAAUUUUUUGAAAACAAAAGUACAAACCACAGCGACUUUUUAGUGUUAAAUAAACUAUGGAAAACUCAAACAAGUUACAAAUUAUAUAUCCCGAUGAUGAGAACAAUUCGCCACAUCCACAUUGUCCACAUGGACCAACACUUUUGUUUCAAACACCUAACAACGUAAAUAAUGAAACCACAGGCUCUUAUUAUGCUUGUGCCGCGCACCGUGAUAAACGUUUGUGCAACUUUCAUUUAUCUGCUGAAGAUUUGACACCACAGAAAGUAGCAAAACGUUAUGAGCUAGAUCAAUUCACAAAUGUAUAUAAAGAGCAAAGACAAAAGUUUUUAGCAAAAAAGAACACUGUUGGUCGUCACUUUUGCCUGGGCUGCAAUGUGCCACUGUUACGCGAUGAGCACUUGGCACAUGCUGGUCAUGAGAUAGUUUGGAAUUUAACCGAUAAAUUUCUAAAUGAUCCAACGCGUUUCUUAUAUCCGCUUGAGGACGACAAGGUACAGGCGCAAUACUUUUUCGAUGAUAAAGCAUUAAAAUUCUUUGGAAAGUGUUUUGUGGAUUUGGGCGUGAAUAAAGUAAUCUGCAUGGGCGCGCCGCGUUUGCAUGCCUAUCUGCGGAAUGAACAUCCUGAAAUUCGGAGCUUCCUACUGGAUUUUGAUCAUCGUAUGUACUUUUUCUAUCAUGACUAUGAUUAUGCAUGGUAUAACAUGUGCAAUAACCACUUUUUCGACCAGGCGCAGCAUUUGCAGUUCGAAAAGUUUUUAAAGUGUGAGCCCAAUGAUAAACUGCUAAUAUUUACGGAUCCGCCUUUUGGUUGUCGCACUGAGCCUAUAGCGGGUACCUUACGACAGCUCACACGCGAAUAUAAUAAAAUAAACAAACUUCCUCAUACACCGUUGCCCAUAUUUUGGAUAUUUCCAUACUUUUCCGAGCAUUAUAUACAACAAGAAAUGCCGCAAAUGCACAUGUGUGACUACAAGGUGAAUUAUACCAAUCACAAAGAAUACACAGAUGUAGGUGAUAAAAGUCGAAAACUUGGUUCGCCGGUGCGUGUCUUUACCAAUAUACCAUUGGAAGUGUUGCACUUGCCCGUUGAAGAGGCAUAUAAAUACUGUGUUCAAUGUGAGCGUUACACUGCGUUGGAGAAUCGUCAUUGCAAUAAAUGUGGAAAGUGUCCGUCGAAGAAUGGCAGCACUUAUCGUCAUUGUGAGCUGUGUGGUUGUUGCGUUAAACCCAACUAUGUGCAUUGCAAAAAUUGUAGACGUUGUACACAAGCGGAAGAGCAUAAUUGUGAGAUGUAUCAAGCAAAUCAGCGUUGUUGGAUUUGUCAAGAGAAAGGGCAUACAGAAAUGAACUGCGAGGAAUGGCUCAACUAUUGUGGAGCUUCAAGAUUGGUGUAUGGACAGAAUGAUAAGGUCAUAACAUGUUUAAUAUGUAGAAAGAAAGGACAUAACGAACGAAAUUGCAAACAGCGCAGUAAAUAUCUGGAAGAGGUAACAUUUAUGGGUGUAACGGAUUUAAAAUUGAAGUAAAUUUAACCACUCAGUUAUUUAAGAAAGUCGCUUAUUUAAUUUUAACAAAGAAAAACUACUUUAUUUAAUACUUAUGCUUAAAUUUUUAUGUGUACAAUACAAUAACGCUAGUUUUUUAACAGUUAUACUUGAAAUCUAUGUUCUUUUUUAGCUAAUAAAAGUAACUAAGCUGUGUGCAGCUGUUAUAUCGAAUAACGAAAA